Molecule: messenger RNA, 2689 nt
Organism: Anopheles maculipalpis
Lineage: Eukaryota; Metazoa; Arthropoda; Insecta; Diptera; Culicidae
Gene: dpa
Product: DNA replication licensing factor MCM4
Exons: 6
Coding region: 24-2654 (876 amino acids)
Biological process (GO): double-strand break repair via break-induced replication; DNA replication; DNA strand elongation involved in DNA replication
Cellular component (GO): MCM complex; nucleus
Molecular function (GO): single-stranded DNA helicase activity; ATP hydrolysis activity; ATP binding
Source: RefSeq, a predicted model, not a curated record
UUGUAAUUUUGUGACGCCUUAAAAUGUCAAGCCCAGCUAGAUCGAGCCGUGGCCGCCGGGGUGCGGAUAGUUCGCAGGAAAAUUCUCAACGAACUCCAAUGAAGCAGGGUACUUCCAAUAGUGAAAGUGAAACUCCAAUGCGCAUCGGUAGCAGUAUGCCACAGAAUGGAGCAAGUGUGGCGAUCGAAAGCUCCGACCAUGUAACGGUGCCUACCUCACCGGCAGUGGAUGCCCCGGUCAUGCAAGCGACAAGCCCUUACAGUCGUGCUGCCGGUAUGAGCCAAAUAGAUAUUAGCUCGCCGUUGAACUAUGGAACACCCAGCUCGUUGGGUUCGAUACGUACACCACGGUCCGGCGUUCGUGGUACACCGAUGCGCCAGCGGCCGGAUCUGCGGGUGGAUAAACUACCGCGCCAGGUUAACGUUGGCAGCUCGGAUCCCCAUCUCGAUCCAAUCCAGGAGGAAAGUCAAGCGUCUGCAGGUGACUUGCCAAACGCCGGACCGCGACUGGUUGUGUGGGGUACGAAUGUCGUCGUGACGGAAUGCAUGAGCAAGUUUAAGCAAUUUAUAAUGCGCUACAUUGAUCCGAAUGCGGCACAAGAUGAAUUGACUGAAGGAAUCAAUUUGAACGAGCCGCUGUAUAUGCAAAAGCUGGAAGAAAUUCAUACCCUGGAGGAGCCUUAUUUGAACUUUAACUGUGCGCAUUUGAAAACGUUUGAUGAGGCGCUGUAUCGUCAGUUGAUCUGUUAUCCUCAAGAUGUUAUUCCUGCGCUGGACAUGGCAGUGAACGAGAUGUUCUUCGAGCGCUACCCAGCCGCAAUCCUUGAACAUCAGAUCCAGGUUCGCCCGUUCAAUGCGGACAAAACGCGCAACAUGCGCGCAUUGAACCCGGAAGACAUUGAUCAAAUUAUUACGAUCAGCGGUAUGGUGAUCCGCACGUCGAACAUUGUCCCCGAAAUGCGUUGUGCAUUUUUCAAGUGCUCGAUAUGCAGUUUCUCCGUCGUGGUGGAACUUGAACGUGGACGGAUUGCAGAGCCUACGCUCUGUUCGCACUGUAACACCAAUCACUGCUUCCAGCUUAUCCACAAUCGGUCACAGUUUGCCGAUCGACAGUUGAUUAAGCUGCAGGAAUCGCCCGAUGAUAUGGCUGCCGGUCAAACGCCGCACAACGUGCUGUUGAUGGCUCACGAAGAUUUGGUCGAUAAGGUACAGCCGGGAGAUCGUGUGACGGUGACAGGAAUCUACAAGGCGAUGCCGAUACAGGAAAAUCCUCGUCAAUCGAGCAUGAAAUCGGUGUACCGGACGCACAUCGAUGUGCUCCACUUCCGCAAGGUCGAUGAUAAGAGGCUGUACGAGGAGGAGGAGGGUAAAGAUCAUAUGUUCCCACCGGAACGGAUUGAACUGUUGAAGAAGAUCGCCGAAAAGCCGGACGUGUACGAUCGCUUGGUGCGCUGCAUUGCCCCGUCCAUUUAUGAGAACACGGACAUCAAGAAGGGCAUACUGUUGCAGAUGUUUGGUGGAUCGAAGAAGAAGCAGGCCACCUCUGGAAGACAAAACUUCCGUGCCGAGAUACAUAUUCUCAUGUGCGGAGAUCCUGGUACGUCGAAAUCGCAACUGUUGCAGUACGUGUACAAUUUGGUGCCCCGGACGCAGUACACCUCCGGACGUGGAUCAUCGGCGGUCGGUUUAACGGCGUAUGUUACGAAAGACACCGAAACACGACAGUUGGUAUUGCAAACUGGUGCUUUAGUGCUAGCGGAUAAUGGCGUCUGCUGUAUCGAUGAGUUCGACAAGAUGAACGAUUCGACCAGAAGUGUUCUGCACGAAGUGAUGGAGCAGCAAACGCUGAGCAUCGCAAAGGUGGGCAUUAUUUGCCAGUUGAACGCCCGUACAUCGAUUCUGGCCGCUGCCAAUCCGUCCGAAUCGCAAUGGAACAAGAACAAGACCAUUAUUGACAAUGUGCAGCUGCCGCACACGCUGUUGUCCCGGUUCGAUCUCAUCUUUCUGAUAUUGGACCCACAAGACGAGGUGUUCGAUCGGCGCCUGGCAGCCCAUUUGGUGUCGAUGUACUACGCCACGCGCGAAGAGGACGAGGACACAUUGGUCGACAUGAGCGUGCUGCGUGACUAUAUCGCUUACGCAAAGGAACACAUCAAUCCGGUACUCUCGGAGGAGGCACAACAGCGUCUUAUUCAAGUUUAUGUCGAUAUGCGCAAAGUGGGUGCAGGUAGAGGUCAAAUUUCGGCCUACCCCCGGCAGCUGGAAAGUUUGAUCCGUCUGUCCGAAGCCCAUGCUAAGGUACGGUUGAGUGAAACCGUCGACGUUCAAGAUGUCGAGGAAGCGUGGCGUUUGCAUCGCGAAGCAUUGAAACAAUCAGCAACCGAUCCAUUGUCCGGCAAGAUUGACGUCGGUAUCCUCACGACCGGUUUGUCCAGUGAAGCGCGCAAGAAACGUGCGGAAGUGGUUUCGGCUAUCAAGGCGAACCUCAAAGCGAAGGGCAAAAUCUCCACCAUUCCGUAUCAGAAACUGUUUGGCGAAAUCAGGGACGGUUCGCAGGCGCUUAUCACAAAGGAAAUGUUUGAAGAUGCGCUUAAGGAACUGCAGGACGAGGGAGUGAUCGUUAUCGUCGGUAACAAUACCAUUCGUGUUUGCUAAUUUUAAGAUUUGAUUAAGUUUAGAUUAUCCACGUG